Molecule: messenger RNA, 2840 nt
Organism: Hydractinia symbiolongicarpus
Lineage: Eukaryota; Metazoa; Cnidaria; Hydrozoa; Anthoathecata; Hydractiniidae
Exons: 3
Coding region: 1591-2256 (221 amino acids)
Source: RefSeq, a predicted model, not a curated record
AAAGCCCUUAGCCAAACUAGGGACUAGUUUUCCUCGCGCAAAUUUAAACGAUGAUUAAAGAAAAGUAGCUGAAUUUAAUUAGCUCUCAGAACUAUUUUAAUAUUUACUUUCGUCCUUUUAGAAUAGACUAAGCUGAAAAAUGUUUUUUAAAAAAUACUGCAUAUAUGAUUGCCAACUUGAUGUUGAUAAUGUGCAGGAGGGAAUCGUGCAUCAAAGCACGGAUAGUCACGAACAUUUAAAUGGACACAAGAGAAGAUAUUAAGGCUAUUGAAAGUUGUUACGGUUAAUUAAUAUCAUUCUUAGUCUCGAUGCUUUGCUUUCACAUCGCACAUUUCGUGAACUAACCAAAUAAUUUUUUGUUAGUGAAGGAUUUCAAGAAAUUAGCUAUUUUGUGAACUUCAAGAUAUCCUUCAGCCAUUCUUUUCAUUUGCUCACCCUCGGUUAAUCCUUUAAUUGUCCCUUUUAAAAUAUCGUUUAUUUUUCAGUCACUCUCCUUCGCUGGUUGAAAAUUUAACAUUGGGCGUGAUGAUUAAAAAUGUUCUGAGCACGUUUGGUGGAGAGUGAGGAGGUGACUGUUGGUGGCUAAGCUACUCUAGGAAGUUUGAAACUAGAUUGUUAUGUAUGUGUUGCAUGUUUUAGUAUCCGUGUUUCGUGUAACAACGAAACGAGAUAAUAUUUUUCUUUAUGAGAAUAUCAGUUCGGCUUUAGUGGUAUGUCAUUAAAAUUGCGUUUAAAUAUUUACCUUGUACGCUAUAAUAUUAAUAGAACUUGUUGCUAAAGAGGAGAGUUGUGAAGAAACAUUGGAAUUUUAUAUGAUGAUCAAGAAGAGCCGCUUAUAGUAAUUAAUAAAAACACAUCACAUUUAUUUUAUCUUGUUUUAUCUCUUUUUUUAUCUUUUUAUCUUUUAAUAAUAUUUUCUUUUUCAUUACUAUGUCUGGUUGGUGCCUGUGUUGUCUGUGUGGACGUCACAGCAAAAGUGCUGAUGUGAGCAAAUAAUUAACAAUGAUAAUUCAUUGCAAAUUUCCCACACUUCAUUCGUGUCAAGUUUUGUAAGCAAAACUUUAGUUAAACAAACAAACAAACCCCACCCUCUUCUCUCUGCAUCUGCACAGCCUAUGCUGAUUGACAUACUAGUUUGGUGUUUUAUUUUUGCAUUAUGAAGUUGCCAUACUCUUUAUAGACAAAUGCUUUGUUUUUAUAAAAAUAACGUGUCCUACUUGGCAAAAACUUAUUUUGAAUUCAAAGUGGCAUAGUUCCUGUUACUACAAACAUUUUUUCUUACUUCUCUUUUCUUGAGGAACACUUAAAAAAGCAAAUAAUUGUUAUCUUCACCACUAACCAGAGGAAUUACUCUUGCUUUUUUAAUGGACUUUUUUGUAUUUGUUUAUUGUACAGUAGAGAAGGUUACUUCAUUGUGAAAUUAAACUCUAUGUUUUUAAGGAUUAUAUUAUUUAUAUUUCGAGAGAUCAAUAUUAUAUCAUGUUAAUAAUGGUCAUGUGCUGAACACAAAUACAAAAUUAUAUGUUAUAAAAAGUUCGUGUAUGUUUACAACGUCUGCAAUCAAGUUAAUAUUGCUACUAAUACAAAGCGAUGGCUUAUGAAAACAAAUUGUCAAGCAGAAAUGAUGUAAUUUUUACGUCUGAAGAAACUGGAAAAGUUGGUGUUUACAAAUUUAUUGCCCAAGACAAUGAAGGAGAUUUUUAUGCAAAGACAUCUGGAAUCUGUGUCAUUUAUACAGCUGACACGGAGACCAAACCAACACGUAAAAGAUUCACUAUCAAAAGGAUAUCCUUAUACUUAGGAAUAGUAAUUCUUUUUACAUUAUCUAUUGCAUUGAUUGCUUCAGGUUCCAUGUACCUUAAAGACUGCCCUGGUGCAAAGGAAGUACCAAUAUUUUUAAUUAUUAUUGGUUGCCAUGCAAUAUUGACGAUUCCAUACAUCACCUAUUUAACUUAUAGCAACGGAGACACGCCAGAGGGCGAUUGUUGUUUUCUCUUGGUAAUUUUACCCUUUCUCGUUUCAAUAACGAUAUUUAUUAUUACGUUUCCUGCAAUUUACGGAAGUUAUAUGGUGGCCAAAAACUGGAGGAAAUGCAAUCACGAAGCAAUAUAUUAUGUUGCAUUUAUUACAUGGUUGUUUAUUUUACUACUCUCUCUGGUUUUGGUUAUUGUGUUGAUUUCAUUUGUCUGUGUAACACUCGACUGUGGUUGUGGAAUUGAAAAAUUGUGGAAAAGGAUCAAAGUUAAUUAUUUUUGACAAUGUUUUUGCCACCCUGUUAUGAUACGUGUAAAAAAGUAGCAAAGUUGAUUAACUCCUAGGUAAAAAGUUUACAAUUCUCGAUCAAACAUCAUUGUGCAACACAAACAAAAACACAAGCAGCAACAUACGCAACAAAGUGCAAUCCAUACAGCUGUAGUUGUCCAAAAUGCGAACAGGUAUAAAACGACAUGGCAAUAUCUGUCACUAGUUUGAUCCACAUAUUCUGGUUUAUAUGCGGAAUAUACCCACACGUUGCCACCAAUAAACCAUCCAAAAAGAAAGCAUUGCAGACAACCACGUAGCAUUCGUACAGGUGACGACACAUUUGACGAUGUGUCUUUAUUUUUUAUUUUUGUAAAUAGUUCCAAAAUGUGGACAACAAGACCAACUGUUCCGGACACGAUCAGAUAUAUGGGAAUGUUAACAUCAAUUGGACAGUGGUGACGAUGAAUAACACCUGAAAUAACAACAAUAAUUAAAAUAGCUUAUAAUAAAGGAAAAAACAUUGUAUAUAUAAUUGUUUAUCUUCACAGUGUUCUAUUAGUUUUUAGUAAACCUCUACGUGGCGUAGAAUAUUUUCA